ACGAUUUUAUACACAGACACACAGUACACUUUUUGUUAUUUGUAACUACAUUUUAAAUUAUUAAAAUUUGUUUUAUUUCAGCUUUUAUUUAUUAUUUUAUGGUUUUAUUUUACAAAAAAAAUGGCAUUUAUUAUCAAUGCUUUUCAAAAAUGUAAAGCUAUGGCUAAAUUUCAAACACCAGUUAAUGAAACAUGUUUUGGUGAACUUCCUUGUGUUCAACAAAUUCGUAAUAAAUGGCCAGACUUUAGAAUGAAAAAAGAUGCACGGAAAAGAAACACUCUUAAAGAAUAUGGAGUUUACAAGCUGCGCUAUAAUGCUCUACGUAAAAACAAUAUUAUUCCUUUAGAAAUUCAAGAAAUUGCUGACAAAGAAAUCUAUAACUGUCCCAGGGAUGCUAGUAUAACUAGAAUUGUACAGCGUUGUCAGGUAACUUCUCGCCCUAGGGGUAAUGUCAAACGAUGGCGUUUAAGUAGAAUAGUGUUCAGACAUCUUGCUGAUUAUAACAAAUUAGCAGGUGUUCAAAGGGCAAUGUGGUAAAAUGUAAUGGGGAAAAAAUGCUGAUGUAUAGUUAUGUAGUUAAAUAUAUAAUUUAUAUACCUAGAGUUACAUUUAUGAUAAUUGUAUUAUAAGUUAAAUAAAUAUAAUGUUAAUGAAAAUAAUACAAUUUGUACUACAUUUCUAAAAUGUUUACCUAAUUAUAUUAUGAGUAAAGUAGAAGAGAAUAAAAAUGCCAUUUUUAUUUAUAAAAAAAUUGGGAAAAUAUUUUUAUCUCAUUCUGUGUUAUUAUGAGUGUACUAACCUAGAUACUAUGUUUUACAUUUCAUUAUGACAUUUUAUAUUCUUUUAAACAAAAUUUUCAAAUUCUAUUCUGUGGUUAAUCCACAUGUUAUAUAAAUUUUAAUGAAGGUUAUAUGCUUAUAUAACUAAUGUCAACAAACAUUUUUAUAGGAAUUGAAAGUUAAUCAAAUUUAAUUUUAGAAUUUAUUACCCUAGGUCCCUAGUUGUUAGAUUUGACAUUUAAAUGCUGUGUUGCAUGAACAAUCAUUAAAAAUUAAAUAAAUUAAUAGUAAGCUAAUGGUCCCUUUAACAUGAUUUAGUUAGGCAUGACUGUUCCAUAAUGAAUAAUUAAAUUUUAUUUAAUCCUAAAAUUAAUCAACUUUCCAUGUAACACGGGACAAGUCUUUAACAUUAAUUUAUAAUUUGUCUCAUACUAAAUUACACUGGUUUCGCACAUCGCAACUGACGGCAGCCAUAACUUUUCCCCUCACUUUGAAGCGAAAUCAACAGCCGACAUAUAGCAGAUGCCUGGAUGAAAACUGCUCGGCCGCCUGGUGUAUUCUAGUUGUUUGAGACAGAGUAUAGCUACUUAUUUAUUUACUAUUGUAAUUUUUAACUAUAAAUUAUUUUAAAUUUUAAAAUAGUCCUAUUGAAGUUUUAAAUAUUUAAUUGAUAUUAACUAGGUAAUGAUUUUUUUUUUUAUUGUUGUAAGUAAGCAAAGUUUAAGUACCAUAGCAGUGUCAAAUACCCAAACUAAAUUCCGUUAAAUUUUUUUCUUAUAAAUAUAAUUAAUAUUAUUAAUAAAUUAUUUUAAAAACCCA
This is a messenger RNA of Aphis gossypii (cotton aphid), 1598 nucleotides long. RefSeq names its product 28S ribosomal protein S14, mitochondrial-like. The record is from RefSeq and is a predicted model, not a curated record. Gene Ontology annotation, molecular function: structural constituent of ribosome. Lineage: Eukaryota; Metazoa; Arthropoda; Insecta; Hemiptera; Aphididae. Gene Ontology annotation, biological process: translation. The transcript is spliced from 4 exons. Gene Ontology annotation, cellular component: ribosome; mitochondrial small ribosomal subunit. The coding region runs from base 121 to 537 and encodes 138 amino acids.